Penicillium bovifimosum is the source of this 1551-nucleotide messenger RNA. RefSeq names its product double-strand break repair enhancer MSC1 (gene ish1). Bases 1 to 1551 code for a protein of 516 amino acids. NCBI's taxonomy places the organism in Eukaryota, Fungi, Ascomycota, Eurotiomycetes, Eurotiales, Aspergillaceae. The transcript is spliced from 5 exons. The record is from RefSeq and is a predicted model, not a curated record.
AUGAAGUUGAAUUUGGCCACAGGCCUCGUCUGCCUGCUCGCUUCCACUGAGGUAGUGGCGGCUAGCAGCUGGUGGAGCAAGGCUGUUUACAACAAGUGGCACGAGACAGAGCUUGAGCGAUGGCUCUCAGACCAUGACAUCCCCUAUCCCACUCCUGCCGACCGCCGUGACCUGGAGAACCUCGUCAAGAGCAACUGGGAGUCCAGAGUCCAGAAGCCCCUUGGACAAGCUGCCGACCAGGCCAGCCAUGAGCUGCACCACGCCAGAGAAUGGAUCUUUGAUACUUGGUCCGACUCUCAAUUAAAGGCAUUCCUUGAUCGCCACGGCAUUCCAGCUCCCCAACCCCGCCAGCGCGACAGCUUGAUCAGGGCCGCGCGUGAGAACUACGAGAAGAUCGCCACCAAAGCCGGCGAGACUGUCUCAUACCCUGGAGACUGGGUGUAUGCUCAGUGGGCCGAUUCGGAUCUCAAGGAAUGGCUCGACGAGCGUGGAUGGCCGGUGCCCCAGCCCACCACCCGCGACAAGCUCAUCGCAUCCGUUCGCCGCAACUCUCGCAUUGCCAGCUUCCAGUCCAAGAGCAUUCUUGCGUCUGCUUCCGCUGAGGCCGAGGCUGCUAAGGAGUCUCUGAGCGAGCAGCUCUUCAGCGCCUGGUCCGACUCGAAGCUGAAGGAAUUCCUCGAUGAGCACAACGUCAAGGUGCCCCAGGGCUCGAAGCGCAAUGAGCUCAUUGCUCUUGCCCGUAAGAACCGUCACUACCUUUCCGGCCAGGUCUCAAGCGCAUCCUCCGCUGCUUCCUCCGCUGCUUCAGAUGCGUUUGGCGCCGCCACCACCAAGGCUGGAAACCAAUAUGCCCGUGCUACCGAUCUGGCGAAGCUGAAGGCCGAGGAUGGAUUCCAGGCCGCAUUGAAUGGCUGGUCUGACUCCCGCCUCAAGGCCUUCCUUGAUGCUCGCAGCGUCCCCGUGCCACAGAACGGCAAGCGUGAUGAGCUCGUCGCUGCUGUCCGCGCCAACGCCCACAAGGCUGCCGGUGGAUGGAACCAGUACAACUUCGAUACCUGGGAUAAGGAACACCUUGUGAAAUACCUCUCUGCUGUGAACAGUAAGGCAGCCAAGAAGGCCGAUGCCUCGCGCGAAGAGCUCGUCAAGAACGCCGAGGAAUACUACGCCAAGGCUUCCAAGGCCGGCGGCGAGCAGUAUGCCUCUGCGACUGCUGCUCUCGCCCAGGCAACCGGAACCGCCAAGGAUGCUACCUUCGAUCAGUGGUCUGAAUCCGAGCUCAAGAAAUACUUGGACAACUACGGUAUUCCUGUCUACCAGGGCUCGAGCAUCAACGAGCUCCGUGCCGCUGCCCGACGUAACGCCCAGUAUUUCAAGUACGGCACCACCAACCCUCAGGAUACCAUCUACGCCAAGGCUGUUGAGACGUUCUACUGGAUCGUGGACCAGCUGAAGCUUGGUGCUGCUAGUGGCCGCGCCCAGGGUUCUGAGGCUGCUGAGAAGGUUCAAAAGAAGGUCGUGAAUAACGCCGAGAGCCUGCGUGGAGAGCUGUGA